AUGGUCAGGCCAGGCUGUCCAGUCAUUCUGCUUCACCUCUUCAGCAUUUUUGUACAAAUCAAAGGUACGAGAUUUAAUGAUAUGGGUGGAUCAUGUCAAAUUCUCCCUCUAUAUUAGUUACUUUAUAUCAAUCUUUUGAGGCUGUUAUGCAUUAUUCUCCUUUCAGCUAGCACUCAGGACAUCCUGUACCCAUAUGGACCUGGCACCAGAGAUCUAGAGACACCAAAGAUGGAUGAUGGGAGUUCCCCUGAAAUCAAUUUGCUCAUUUCUUUCAUCUUCUUUAAUAUCCCCUACCGUUCCAUCUAUGUAAGCUUUAAUCAUAACUGUCAAACUCUGAUUACCGCCUAAUCCUAUAACUUUUAACGUUACAUUACUGCCAUGUCCCUUCACAGGUCAACAAUAAUGGUGUGAUCUCCUUCAAUGUGCAAGUGAGCCAGUUCACUCCAGAGGCUUUCCCGUUGAGUGACAGCAGAUCAUUCAUCGCUCCACUGUGGGCAGAUGUGCACAAUGGCAUUCGAGGAGAUGUUUACUACAGAGAGUCCAUUGAACCAGAAAUACUGGAAAGAGCCACACAAGAUGUGCGGAAGUACUUCAAAAACAUGCCCUCCUUCACAGCCACCUGGGUCUUUAUUGCGACAUGGCACCAAGUCACCUUCUAUGGUGGGAGUCAGACAACCCCGGUAAAGUCCAAACCCCGCAAACUGAGAAACUGCUUGUCAGUAAUGAUGAUGAUUGACUGCCUAUGUUAAAUUUCACAUUCACUGUUAUAACACCCAAUUUAUCCUUUAUCCUUAUGUAUUAAGACAACAAUAGUUCAAGAAGUUCAGAACAAUGUCAAAGCAGAAAAAUACUGCAAGCAUGGUUAGUUCAGAUAUUAAAGGGAUAGUCCUUAUUUUUUCAUUUAUUUCUUUUAGUCCAUUCAGUCUCACUCCUGUUCAUAAAGGUGCCCCUUUUGUAGAUGGCAUGCCAUACUAGCUGUCAGAAUCACUUUCUUUUUUUUAGUUUGGUAGCAAUUUUGUUUUUUUGAAGCCAUUCAUUUAAUGAGUUGAUCAUAAAGCACAGGUGUUGAUGUAGGAUUAAGGUAGGGGUUGGGCUCCUAAAGGUAGAGGUGAUAUACCUUUAGAGGUGAUAUAAUUAUUUGUGACAAGUACCUCAUGCAACGCCUCCUCGGCAAUAAAAAAUAUUUCCCUUUUAAACAUGCCCACAUUAUUUAUAUUUUUUAAUGAGAGUAACAUCAUAAAAACAUCUGAGAUGAAACAGCCCUUAAAUUAUAAGAGAAACAAGCUGGCCUGGAGUGAAAUGAUACACUGUUUUUUGGGUGGUUUUUAAAGAAUUACGUCAAUGUUUUUAUUCCUUUUAAGUUAUUUUCUUUUGUGUGAUAAAUGUGGUUGUUUUAUAACAAAAGUUAUUUUCAUUCCUUUUUUUGCUGACAGGUGAACACAUUCCAAACUGUACUAAUCUCAGAUGGUGUGGUGUCCUUCUCCAUGUUCAACUAUGGAGAAAUCACAUGGAGCACAGGGACAGCGAGUGGCGGAGAUCCUUUAACAGGACUGGGUGGUACCACAGCUCAGGUAUUCUCAUGAUAUCUCAUCAUGUUAUUGGUCUUGAAAUCUCUUCUAAGUGGGAUUAAACAAUUCAGCUCAUCCCCUCACACCUUUCCCCUUUUUAGUCAGGUUUUAAUGGAGGAGACAUUGGUCACUUCUUCAACCUGCCAGGAUCCCGGUCAAAUGAUGUUGUGAACAUUGAACAGACAACCAAUGUAAAUAUCCCAGGGCGAUGGCUCUUCCGUAUAGACACUGAACUGAUAGAUCCUGCAAAUGGCUGCAGCUACAAUGGCAAGUCUGAAAGUCCAGCGUUCAUAACCAUAUUUAUUUCAGCCAUGACUAAGAAAAGUCUAGAAUUUUAAAGUGAAAUUUCUUCUAGGCCUGUUUCUAAAGUAUUUUUUUCUACAUCCAUUUAGGGCGAUUUUACAGACGUGGAGAAGUCUUCUGGCUGUCUGAUCAGUGUUCCCAGAGGUGUCGCUGCCUUGAUAUCGGCAAUGAGGUUCAGUGCCAAGAGGCUCCUUGUGGCCAGCUCGAGAUCUGCGAACAGCAGGAUGGAGCAUUCUACUGCCAGCCUACUCGCACCAGCACCUGUGUGGUGUUUGGAGAUCCUCAUUAUCACACUUUCGAUGGCUUCCUCUAUCACUUUCAGGGAACCUGCUCCUACCUGUUGGCUCGGCCCUGCUGGGAGAUACCUGGACUACCCUUCUUCAGCGUGGAAGCCAAAAAUGAGAACCGUGGGGUCACCUCUGUUUCUUGGCUGAGAGAUGUUACAGUGGAUGUGUACAGUCAUAGAGUCACUUUACCCAAAGGCAGUUUUGGAAGAGUCCAGGUGAGAAUCUGUGGACACUUACAGUAAGUCUUGAAGUAUUGGCCAUCUUUAUGCCUCUAAAAAUGGCUGAAGCAAAAUUAAAUGUUUUGUACUGCUUCUAAACAAUCUGCAACUCUUGGCCUCAUCAAAUUCACAAGUUAUUUGUACUCGGAUUAGAUACGGCAUUUGAGUACCAGGUGCUAUGAUUCAGACUGGGUGUGACAUCAGUAACCUAGGCCUUGGCUCCACCAGCACAAUGUGUCAGUGCCCACAGAAGCAGUUUUUUGGUUGUCCUUGGAAGUUUUGUUACAACUGUUGAUUGAUAUAAUUGAUAUUAUGUGUUUCCUGGUCUUUCUUCUGUUCUUCUGUCUAGGUGGAUGGCCUAAUGAAGACCUUGCCAGUCCAACUCCAGCUUGGUGCUAUUAGGGUUUACCAGUCUGGGCUUGCUGUUGCUCUGGAAACUGACUUUGGACUCCUGGUAACCUACGAUGGCCAACACUAUGCAUCCAUCUCCUUGCCCAGCUCUUAUUUUAACAACACAUGUGGCCUUUGUGGAAACUAUAACGAUGACCCGGCUGACGAUCCUGUGCUACCUGACGGCUCCCUGGCAGAAAGUGUUGUGGAAUUAGGAGGCAGCUGGAGAGCAGAAGACCCAGAUUGGAGGUGUACAGAUGGUUGCGUCCAAAACUGCAGCAUGUGUGACCCUCAAACAGAGGCCUUUUACUUUCGCCCAGACUACUGUGGGCUCAUCAACAAAACUGAUGGACCUUUUAGAGACUGCAGAGCUGUCGUGGACCCUACAGCCUUUGUAUAUAGCUGUGUAUAUGACAUGUGCAACAACAGGGAUAAUAUCACAACACUCUGCCAGGCUAUCCAGGCUUAUGCUCUGGCCUGUCAAGCCAUUGGUGUGACGAUACGACCCUGGAGAUCUCGCACUUUCUGCGGUGAGAUUCAGUUUACACUUUUGCUUCAUCUUACGUAGAUUUUCAGUCUUGUUUCAUCAUUUUUCUCCUUUGCUGUUUCUCAGCUUUGUCUUGUCCGGAGUUCAGCAGUUACCAAGUGUGCACAAGUGCCUGCCCAGCUUCCUGCUCAGACCUCACUGCUCCCUUGUACUGUGCUCACCCUUGCACUGAGGGCUGCCAGUGUGACCAAGGCUAUGUUCUCAGCGGCAGUCGUUGUGUACAGCGAGAAGACUGUGGCUGUGAACACAACGGCCUCUAUUACCCCCUUAAUUACACUUUCUGGGCAGGCCCCAGUGGUGAAGAAGGUGAAUGCACCCUUCGCUGCACCUGUGGACUUGCUGGAGAAGUCACCUGUUUCAAUCAGUCCUGUAAGGAAGGCGAAGUGUGUGCUGCAGAAGUUGGCUUGCUUGGUUGCUACCCUCGAAGAGAGGGCGUGUGCUCAGUCACCCAAAGUUCAGUGGCAUCCUCCUUUGAUGGCACCUUCUUACAGUUCCCUGACGACAGCUCUUAUUAUUUGUUGAAGCUGUGUGCUCCCGUUCCAGCUAAUGGUUCAAUGGUGGAGGUGAAGAUAGGUAGGCGAUUAGUGAGCAAAGGUCCCACUUGGAAAAGACCUGUGGUGGUUACAGUGGCCAACAUGGAAGCUCAGAUGGGAGGGUUAGAUUUUGACACAGUGAAGGUCAGUAUUGUUCUAACAGAACUUUACUUUUGUUGUCCCAUUUCAGCUGCUGGAUAUCUGUUGCUUUGACACUUUUUUAUUGUGUUCCAGGUAAAUGGUGAACAAGUGGCACUACCGUUUGUUCAUCCAAUGGAGACAAUGAUGAUCUACAGAGCACCAGGCAAUGCAACAGUGGUGGAGUCCAGCGGUUUGCUUCGUGUUCACUACACUUACCAGGGAUUCAUAAACAUCUCCCUUUCAACCAUUUUCUACAACGUUACGUGUGGUCUGUGUGGUGUCUUCAAUGGUAAUUCCACCGAUGACCUGCGCCUUCCAAAUGGACGCCUGGCAGAGUCUACUGAACAGUUCACAGAGGGCUGGCGGUCCAUUGCUGAUGACCUAUCGUGUAAUGGUGACUGUGAUGACCUUUAUCGAAUGUGCACAGGCUUGCGUCUUUACCAGAGUCCGUGGAUGUGUGGGAACAUCAAUGAUCCUGGGAAUAGUUCAUUUUUAGCGUGUCAUGCAGUGGUCAAUCCUUCGCCAUUCUUCAGGAACUGUCUAUAUAACAUGUGUGUAAGGGAAGGGAAUCGUUCAGCCCUGUGUUCCUCACUGCAGGCUUACGCCACAGCUUGUCAGGAUGCUCAAGUGGGUCUCGCCUCCUGGAGGAGUGUCACCAACUGCCGUGAGUGUAUAUCGAAGUUUCAAGGGGCCAGGCUUAUAUUUUGGUUGUUGUGCUAGGUAAAGCAAUGUCACAGGACAGGGAAUUAAUCCUACAUUUAAGCAAAGCUGGUCUUACUCCUUCACAAACUGCUGGCAUGGCUACUUGGCAGAGCAAUAAAAGACCCUCUUAUUCAUAUGUUCACUCACAGGGUUGUAACCCUAUGUAUUUCUGAGAAUUGGUUCUCAGAUUUGGCAAAUACACCAUUCUGCCCAAGUUUUAAAGAAUGCCUGAACUUUUCUCUGCUCCAAAUUAACCUACAAUUUAUAUAGUACAUCGAAUCUCAACUCAGGGAUAAAUAAAGUUCUUCUUAUCUUAUCUUACAAAUCAUUUUGUUGGUAGAUUUCUAGGCUGACUUCAAGUUGUGUCUCUAAGCCAGCUUUAUGUUCAGAAAAUGAAACCAGUUGACAUGGCACUUCUUCACCUAUGCAGUGGGAAAAUGAGAUAGGAGAUAAUUAGUCACAAAUUUCUUUUAGGCUUUGGGAUACUCAAAAAUAAAAUAUGAACAAACAAAAUAAAUAGUGAUUCUAACACCCUUAGUAUACAUUGAGUUAGCUGCCAUUACUUUGUCCAAUGGAAAAUCCUAUUAAUAUUUCGCUAAAGAUUUGUCAGACUAAGAUACAGAAAUAAACUCUGAAACCAAAUGGGCUUUCUGACAGCAAACUAAGCACUAAUAAUUUCCAAAUAAAUUGAGAUUACACCAAGGAAAGUACUUUGGUAAAAGUUUGUCAAAAUCAGCUAAAUUAGGUAGAAGACCUGGACUCAUCUGCAGCGGUUGAUAGCCUCGCUCUGCUGUUCCAGUUUCUCAACUGUGGGUCAACUAGGAUCUGCUGUGGCCAAUACACUUAUUAAAGACAAGCCCCCUGUUUAACCUCACUUCACUUUCAAUUACAGUCAUUAAUUCGAUGCUGCCAAUGGGUAUACUAAAGAUCUUUGAAGUCACAAUUCAAUCUUCGAGACAUGAGGUUUUUAAUGCAGUCUUACUUUAAUUUGGAUUUGGUUGUAGUUUUUUGCUUCUCAGCCUCUUACCGUAUUUCCUCUCUCAGCUCUUCCUUGUCCAGAGAACAGUCACUUUGAUGAAUGCACCAGCGCCUGCCCUCUGACCUGCUCCAACUUGGAUGAGCCUGAAGAACCGUGCCCCCUACCCUGCCAGGAGGGAUGUCAGUGUGAGGAAGGGUUUGCUUUGCGUGAUGGCUUGUGUGUGGCACGCCGUGAUUGUGGCUGUAUGAGCCACGGUCGCCAGCUGGCUACAAAUCAGACUUUCUGGACAGACUGGGAAUGCCAGGAGCGCUGCUACUGCAAUGGCUCUGACAACAGUGUGUACUGUCAGUUCGCACCCUGUCACUCAGAGGAGUACUGCCAGGAGAAUGAUGGCCUGUAUUUCUGCCAGCCACGCACUGAGGCCCUGUGUGUGGUGGCUGGUUAUGGACAUUUUCUUCCAUUUGCUGGCGUACCAUUUGAGCUGCAUAGCUCUUGUACUCUCAGGAUGGCCACCACUGAUUGUGGAAGAGAUAGCACAGAUCCCACAAUCAUCGGUGAAUCUUUCCCCCCGUUCAAACUUGCAGCUCGAAAUGAGGAGCGGGACACAGGCCAGGCAAUCUGGGUGAGGGGUUUUGUACUGGAGGUCUAUGGGUAUGAGAUUGAAGUUUCUCGAAGCUACAAGAACACUGUCACGGUGAGUGCGUCUUAAUAAAUCAAUUUAGACAUAUUGAGUAGCUUUGCUGCUCAAUAACGUGUUUUACUCCUGUAACUAGGUGACAGACCUGCAAGUUGCCAUGGCAAAAAAUGAUAGGCAUGACUGAGAAAAGAUGAUUUUGUAUAGACAGAGCAAUGACACGAUUACAGGACAAAACGAGCCAAGACAGCAUGGUCCACAACUUUCAUUAAGGAAGCUGCGGCCUUUUUCAGGGGUUGCUGAAGUCCCUGCCUCCUCCCUUCCUGCUGCUGUUGCUCACACUAAGAAUUUCGAAUCUUACACCACCUUAAGAUGUGACCCAUAAAGGUCACAGUUGUUGUAUUUGUGUGGACAUUUUAUUUCAAAUCAAGCUGAUAGAAUAACCGGGCAGAGAGUGAAUUCCUCUUUGAUUGGCUUAAGGUGGAUCUAAUUUCAAUGGGCAUCUUUUAUCAAGCUGGAUUUGGCUCAGACAAAACCUGACCCUGAGCGACAUUUGGACCGGGUUCACAAACCGACUAAAAGAUCUGAGGAGGAACACAAGUGACACAAAACCCAGCUUGCACAAAUUUUUAUUCUCUGUGUCUUUGUCCUUCAAAUUCAACUAGAUCAGAUGAGAGAGACACAGAAGUCCUUCACUGAGUCUUAAUCGUACCCAUUAUCAUCUGGGUUUCCCCACCAGUCAGUUUGGAUAGAAACAAUCACUUGGUGCUAAAAAUGUCUCUGUAGGAAUGUGCCUAUGACCAUCACUAUCCUGUUUAAUGAAUCUGUCUUCACUCAGGUAAAUAAGGAGCGUUUGUACAUUCCUCUGAAGCUGGGUCCAGGGAAAAUCAACAUCUUCACCUUGGGCAUGCAGCUCAUUCUGGAGACAGAUUUUGGCUUAAAGGUGGCCUUCGACUGGAACACCCUGCUCCUGUUGACUUUGCCCCGUGACCUCUAUAACACCUGCUGUGGGGUCUGCCAGGGCCUCCCGUUAUCCCUACCCACAUUUACCACGACUGACUGGGGCAUGGUAUGGGCAGAGAGGGACACCUUCUGCCAGGUGGGCUGUGGAGACUCCUGCCCACGCUGUGGCCUGGGAGACAAAAGCGACCUAAAUGACGCCCCUGUCAUGGUUGCCGAUGCAAACAUGAGCAGUGACGAAGACAACGGAGCAAACGAAGUCAACACUGGCAUUCGUUUUCACAUUGGAGACGGACUGUAUGUGUUUGUGGAGCCUGAAGCUGUGAGGUUGUGCGGGCUCAUUGUGGAUCGGGCUGGUGUGUUUGCUCGGUGUCACAGUAAGGUGGCGCCAGCGUUCUUUUAUCAAAGCUGUCUGCAGGACACCUGUUUGGAUCAGGGCGCUCAGGAUACAAUCUGUAACUGGCUGCAGAUAUAUGCCAGCACCUGUCAGACCCAAGGAGUGCCCGUUACCGGCUGGAGGAGUGACACACCGUGUGGUGAGUGGACAUCAGUGUCCUUACCUCAAAACAGCACCUCUGAAUACAAAACAAAAAGACUGAUGUUCAGUUGAAUGAUUACUGUGAGAGUAUAAGAAACACAGCUCCACACAGACCUUCUGAAUAUUCCCUGGUAAAUAAGCAGACAGAUGGAUAAUUCAUGAAAGUAAGAGAUUAAUUAUUCGUUUGAAGCGCCAUGAAAUAAAUCUAAAUUGAUACUGGUACAUCUUCAUGACUUAUUAAGGCAAACAAGACCAGCAUUAAGAUGAAUGGUUUCUAUAUUGUGGUUUUUAAUGCCUGUGUGAGGGGGUCGGUGUUAGAUGAUGAAAAGCAUGCAAAAGAAACGGGUCAGCAAAGUAACGAAAUGUACAUCUGUUCCCACAAGGGGGCGCCAAAAGUGGCACAAAUUAAAAGUUACUUACUGGACUUUUAUUCAGGCUAAAAGCAAAAAGGGACAUUUUUUACAGUUUGGUUUGGAUGUGGUUUGCAAUAAAACUUAAGCUGUCUCUAUUUACUAUCAAUCACAAUGCAGUUAAGAUCCAACAUUUUUGAUUCACACACAAUUUGGCCCAUUCUGGGCACUGUUGCAGAGCCUUCCUGCUUUCCGCUGCUGCCAUAAUGGAAACUAAUGACACUACUGUGCAUUUAAAGGUGCAUUUUUCUGUAAUUUAGGGUGUGUUAACUACCUGUGGUUGAAACUAAAGAUAAAAAUCACAGCUUCAUGCUAAGCUAGACUAACCAUCUUCUAAUUGCAGGGUACAGUACAUAGUGAUGAGAAUAUUUGACAAUAUUUAGCAGUCCAAGUCUCCUGCUCACUGCCCUUGUUAGUGAAGCUCCUGACUCUAUCACUGGUGUAUCAGUUGGAUUUAUGACCCAUGUACCCAGGCUGUGAUCCCUUAGCCUGUGGAGCCUUUUCCAGAGCAUGUUGCUUUUAUUAAGGUUCCCAGUCCUGUCUGCUGUCCUAUCCUCCUCCUCUCAACACUUGUCAACAAACAUCAACAAACAUACACCCAUUUGUACCGGAGAAUGUCCAGUGUGUAAGGUGAAGCUGGUGCAGUUUUUAAUAAUCUAAUAACUUUCCCAUCCUGCCCUCUCCCAGUCCAGAGCUGCCCACCUAACAGCCACUACUCCAGCUGUGUAUCAGUCUGCCCGCCCCAGUGCGCCCCCGCCCGUGGACAGAGGGACUGCAGCCAGGACUGUGUGGAGGGCUGCCAGUGUGACCAGGGCUAUGUGCUCAACGGCAAGAGCUGCAUCCUGCCUCAAAACUGUGGCUGCUACACUGAUGGCAAGUACUAUGAGGUCAGUCUCACAUCAAGUCCAUUACAGAGUAUGAAGGUCAAUGUAGUUUUUUUUUAUUCAUCCUCAAAUAUUAGUCUUAAAUAGACUAAUUCUGCAUGUAAUUUUUAGCAGCUGUGAAAUUUCACCCUUUCUGUUUCAUUUGGUGACAUUUAUUACCAGCCAGUCAUUGGUAUAAUAUUUAAGGACAGAUCUAAAGUUUUCUGGUACAAUUCAUAAAGAGUCCAUCACACUAAAGUAGAGUUUUGAUAAGUUUUCUAAACAAGACAAGGAAAAACAGCAAAUUGUACAAGUACCACAGAUAAGAUCUGGUUAAAGGGAUAUUCUGGUGUAAAAUUAAUUUAGGUUAAAACACACCGUAACACUGAGUUAGACACCCCCUAGAAAGAUGAAUGUUGCCGACUGCUUGCGUCUCUAGUUAUACCAACUUUAGUAACAACCGCAGGAUAGCAAUACACAGCGGUCCCAGGAGCCACGCACAAACCUCAACCAAACACCACUCUAUAGCCACAAAUAAUGCUCAGAACAGCACCUAACUUCAUCAACAGUACAUAUAGGGUCCCAGCCAUAGUACUAGCCACCAAACAUCUUUUUAACUUUGCCUGAUUUCUUUGGCAAAGAGACGAGACAGAACUCAGUCCAUUACAGACUGCUGUGGGGUGACGCAGCUCAAGAAAGAACAUUUAUGAUCAUUACUUUAUCAUUUCUUGUAAGUAAUAAUCACCAUAUUAAUCAUUUUGCACUGCAGAUGCAGUAGUUCUUCUGCCUUAGCGUCUCGGUCUGAUUGCAUUUCCAUGAAGUAAUGAUCAUAAAUGUUCUUCCUUGAGCUGCGUCACCCCGCAGUAGUCCAUAAUGGGUCGAGGUCUCGCUACAUACAAGCGGCUGCUGGAAGAGAGUAGGUGAGUUGUGUUUAGUCUCUUUGCAAAAGAAAUUAGGCAAAGUUAAAAAGAUGUUUGGUGGCUAGUGCUGUGGCUGAGACCCUAUAUGUACUGUCAGUGAAGUUAACUGAGCCACUGAGCAUUAUUUGUGGCUAUAGAGUGGCGUUUUGGUUGAGGUUUGUGUGUUGCUCCUCAGACCGCUGUGUAUUGCUAUCGUGCGGUCGUUACUAAAGUUGGUAUAACUAGAGAAGCAAGCGGUCGGCAAAAUUCAUCUCUCGAGGGGGUUUUACCCAAAAUAAAUUUUAUGCUAGAAUAUCCCUUUAAUGUUUGAGAAGAGUUUGGAGUAAUUUUUCCAUUUCCAAUAAUUAAAUUCAUAUCAAUCAGUUGAACAGAUCUUGCCCUGAUUUUGACAGAAACUCUCUAUAUCUCAGCCUAAACAGCUGUUUUGGAACAGUGACUGUACCAAACGCUGCCAGUGCAUCGGACGCAACCUGAUCCAGUGCGACCCCCGCCGCUGUAAAGCAGAGGAGGAGUGCACCCUGCGGUAUGGAGUGAGGGGCUGCUUCGCGCGACGCUCCCAGCACUGCGUGGCUUCUGGGGGUGGAGUUUUCAGGACCUUUGAUGGGGCGUCGCUACGGCUGCCGGCCUCCUGCUCCUUCGUCUUGUCCACUAACUGUCACAAGCUGCCUGACCUCUCCUUCCAGCUCAUCGCCAACUUUGACAAAUGGAGCACACCAAACCUCACCACCAUCUCUCAUGUGUAUCUCUACAUCAACGAGGAGAAUAUUCUCAUCUCAGGAAACACUGUCAAGGUGGGAGAGAGCUGUUUUUUGUUUUUUUUCACUGUAUUGGCUGCAUGUUACCAAGUUGUUGGAUAACACUGAUACUGGAGGAGUCAGUGCUACCUUAAAUAUUAUGGGAAAAGCAUUAUCUCAAUUUAACAGCAUGUCUCUUAUUCAUUGAACCAUUUGUUCUUCUAAAAAUCUCAUUAUUUCAUGUCUUAUUUCUGUCAAAGUACAACUGCUGCUAUCAUCUAAUUUUUUAUCAACAAAAAAUCAAUAAAACUCAUUUCAUGAAGUUGUUUUGGCUCAUCAGGUCAAAUCAAUCAAAUAAAUUGUCCACCUGUGCAGCCAUGCUAACCCUUUUGCUCAUGUAUCUAACGAAAAACUUUUUUUGUUUUUUUCAAUCCUGAUCUACUGUUUGGUUCUGCAGUAUCAAAACAGACAAAAAGUACAACCAAUCUACAGAAAUGAGUACCGUUUCGUCACAAAACCCCACAUCAAAAAGACUAAACUCUUUCUUUGAAGCCAACAGUAUUGCUUGGCAUUGCAAAGACUCAAAAUUAAGCAAGUAUUUUUGUCCUUUUUCCAGUAGAAAUAUUCUAAUUAGACUUGAAAUUACAAUCACCUUUAUAUUCACGUUCAGGAGUUCAUACCAGAUGAAAACAGCUGUAGUUUGAAGACCCAUUUAUUUGGUCUGGGUCUGUUCUGUCUAAGACCAGAGAUCCCAUAAUCAACUCUUUCUUUAAGAGACUCAACAAACAAAUCCUGUUCAAAUCAGUUUUUCUCAUCGAGUACCUGGAAGAGUUAAAGAGACCAAAAAAAAAAAAACUAUUACAAUCAAUCGCCUUGUGGAUUUCUUCCAUUUCAGACUGGGUUAUUUUCUAGUCACAGAGGUAGUCAAUGAUUUGCUGAUUGCUCUCAGCUUUGGCUCUCAGUGAGUCAUGAUCCGGCUUUAUCUAAGCGGGCCAUUCACAGUGAUAUUUCUCUGAACCACCUAUCAAUGGUAAUGUCUUCCAGAGAACACAGAGUAAUAGGAGCUCUGUUCCAGACUGUCAUGAUCUCUGCUUCAGGCGGACUCCUUUCUUUCUUGAGAUAGGGCCUCUUAGUUGAAAGGUUUUGCCGAUAAGAGUUCAUUUUAUGCAGACGACACCCACAUGUACAUUUAUGCCCUUGGUGACAGGGCUUGUGUGUCUGAGUGCCAAGACAUCCUAGAUGUUUUUAGAUCUCUGCUGGAACAAAAUCAGCGCUACAUUUUGAAUCGCAAACCUCCCUUAACUUUAUGUUACAGUAUUUCCUCUGUUCAACCAUUUGAAUUAAAUUCAAGGUCCUUCAGAAUCACAUCCAGAAUAUUUAGAUGUACCUAACAGAUAACAAGAUGAUACAUUUUAAUAUUUAAUAUUAUUACUGUGCCCCUCAGGUCAACGGUACUCCAGUAUCUGUACCGUUUCUUACCGGACUGAUGACUCGUCUGUCCACAUCUGAAGGUUUCAUUGUCAUCGACACCCCUCAGGACAUCCAGGUCAGAUACAACCACUUUAACACCCUCAGCAUCACAAUGGGCCAGCGGCUUCAGAACAAGGUGUGCGGCCUCUGUGGGAACUAUAACGGAGACCCCAAUGAUGACUACAUCACCUCCAGAGGCAAGCCGGCUGUCAGCGCCCUGGAGCUUGCCCAAAGCUGGAAGACCAACGGUAUGCAGAACAGGUGAGUGGGGCUCACUGAGAGUAGAUGUUGGACCCCUAACACUGUACAUGCAAUAGGGCCAGUUUUGUAAAUCCAUCUAAAAUAUACAAGUUAAAUAAAUACUUUAAAAGACUUCUGCUCUCUCUCCUAGUUGUGAUGAAACUCAGUAUGUGGCUCUGGCUCAGUCCUGUGACAACACGGCCGUGGUGGCCCUACAAGGUGAAGACACCUGUCAGAAGCUGACCCAGCAGAAGGGUUUCUUCCAGCCGUGUCAUGGCCUGCUAGAUCCUCGGCCUUUCUACCAGUCCUGCUACCUGGAUGGUUGUUACAAUCACCGCAAAGCUCAGGUCUGUGGUUCGCUGGCAGCCUACGCAGAGGCCUGUCGCUCUCUGGGAACCCUCACCACCAAGUGGAUCACCCAGGAGAACUGCUGUAAGGGCACCGCGAGGCACCAAACCAUUUUCAUCGAGUGGUGUUUCAAAUCUUGACUAAAAUGGAAGGACAAGAGCUAACAUUGUGUGUGACAGCUAACAUUGUGUGUGGACCUGUCUUUAGCAGAAUGGAUCUAUGACCCCUGUGCAGGAGAGAUCUGCACAAACUUCACCUGUGAGCUGGAGAACGGAGGGGACCUGUGUGGCUGCCCGGAGUUACCCACCACCACUGGAGGUGAGUGCUUCUGAAAAUCUGAUAUAAAGUCUUUAAAAUAGUUUUCUAUCACUAGGAAGCUGAGUGGUAAACAAAACCAGUUUGAUUUUGAAAUGACAUUAAAAAAACCACAUCAUCUAGUAGUAAAGGAGUUGGUUUUCUACUGGAUCUGAUGGAUACAAAAUACAUUUAAAUACAGUAUAUAUUGUGUUUUUAUUAAAACAUUUGCUCUCUUUUGAGGAACCGCAUCAAUAGCUUUAACGGUACCACAUUUUGGGGUUUAAUAAUACUGAUCUGAUAGAUUUAAAUAACUCACUUAUGGCUGUCUGUGUCUGGCAGGUGAUGAUGAUAUUAUCCAGGCAGAGGUGACCUGUAAACACGCUCAGAUGGAGGUCUCCAUCUCAAAGUGUAAGCUCUUCCAGCUGGGCUUCGAGCGAGAAGACGUCAGGAUCAACGACGAGCACUGUGCCGGUAUCGAAGGAGAGGACUUCAUCUCCUUCCACAUCAACAACACAAAGGGGCACUGCGGCUCCAUCGUACAGGUCAGUUAGUUGUUUUUUAUUCUCACUUGAAGGAUGGUGCAUGUCAUCUUGUAUAACUGCCAGUAACAGCUUACAAACCAAGAAUUGACGCUGACCUGAUGCUGUAACCAAUAGUUGUACAAAUACACUUCAAACUGCACAAUCUCCUACAGAAAUCAAUUUAUGUUUCCCACAGUUUUGUACUACCGUAAUUACUGUAAUAGGAGCACAUAUUUUGUUCUUCAGCAUCCUUUUUUUUUUUCUUACUGACAGUCGAAUGGCACUCAUAUCAUGUAUAAAAACACCGUGUGGAUAGAGAGCGUGAACAACACCGGGAACAUCAUCACCAGAGACAAGACCAUCAACGUGGAGUUUUCCUGCGCUUACGAACUGGACCUCAAAAUCUCACUAGAGACGGUCCUCAAACCCAUGCUCAGGUCGGUUGAAGAGCACACACUGGUAUUAUAUUCAGUUAGAGUGCAAUGUGGAUAGACAUAACAAGACAUACAUUUCUCCUGCAGUGUGAUAAACCUCACUUUGCCGACCCAGGAGGGAAACUUCAUCACAAAGAUGGCUCUCUAUAAGAACAGCUCAUACCGCCAUCCGUACAGGGAGGGGGAGGUGGUGCUUAGUACGCGGGACAUCCUCUUCGUGGGCGUGUUUGUGGAGGGAGCAGAUGAAAACCAGCUCAUCCUCAUAGUGAACAUGUGCUGGGCCACACCGUCUCGCUACAGCAGUGACAGACUGCGCUACAUCAUCAUAGAGAGAGGGUAAGUGUACACAAACACACAGAAAUACACAGAAAAUCAUCAGCAACAAGAAUGAUCAUUUUACAGCUUAUAUCUAAUUUUUAAUGCCUGAAACUUAAUCUGUAAAUUGAUUGGAAAAAAAGUGUCUAAGUUUGACAGAAAUCUGAUCAGAUUGAUUGUUCAUUAACUCUCUGAUAAAGACAGUAUGAACAUUGACAGACUGUUUUAGUGAGUAUGGUGAUGUUCCUUACCCAAUGACAAACCCUGGAUAUAUAUUUCCCAUUUACUCAUUUAAACACUGGAAUGGACCAAUCUUACAAAUGUCUGACAAUGUUUUUAAUUGAAGUAAAGAUAAAACAGUAGCUGCGUUUACAUGGGCACAAAUAAUCGGAAUAAAUGCCCGAUCGGGAUAAAAAUGAAUCAUGUAAACAUGUGGAUUGGAACAUUCUGAUCCAAUUCGGAUCCAAUUGUAUUCCAAUCGUGAGGGGUGGUUCAUGCCGAUUGUUAUUCCGAAAUGCGUCCAUGUAAACACUUAUUCCGAUCGUGACUCUCUUACCCGACUCGAUCUUUACUCUUUAACCUUUGGCCUUUUCAUUGAGGCCAGUACAGGAGGUUUCAUUGUUAUCACAACCGUAGGUACCGUGUCUGCUCCUCCGGUAACAUAACAAGGCGUACAAACAGCGUAAUGAUGUCACAUCUGCACGCACAGUCCAAGCUUUGACAGGACAGUAAAGUAAGUACGCAAGGGCGCCAUCUAGUGAGAAUAUUUAACAGGGUGAAAACUCCGAAAUUGGAUGGAGUGAACCACUACAGUGUUUGUUGGUUUGUCGGUUUGUUGACAGCACAGGCGUAAAUGCAACUCUUCUUCUGCAGUUGUAUUAGCAAAAUCAGACAACUCUGCACAUGUCCAAAUGCUUCUAAUCUGAAUAAAGCUUGGUGCAUGUAUACGCACGUCAUGAUUGGAUUACUUGAUUUUGCGCCCAUAUUAACAGAGGAUUCCGAGUGUCUGAUCCCUCAAAAUUUUAAUCAGAUCAGGAAAUUUUGCCCUUGUAAAUGUGGCUAGCGAAACAAAUGGGGUUUGAGGAGCUUCUUACUGUCUUUGGUGAGUUUUUCUCUUUGAUGAUAGCAGAUGGACCUUAAAACUAACUUAACAGUAGGCUAAUGACAGUGAAAUAAGUGGGGUUUUUUGUUAUCAUACCCAGCCAAACCUGACAUAAACGUUCUUUUUAGCAGUUCGAUACUUUCUCUUUCUCUCUCUCUAGCUGUCCAAACAUUAAGGACAACACCAUCGGCAUGGCAGAAAACGGCGUUUCACUCACCUGCCGCUUCCACGUCACUGUCUUCAAGUUCAUCGGGGAUUACGAUGAGGUCCACCUCCACUGUGACGUUUCCUUGUGUGACUCAGAAACAAACUCCUGUAAAGUGGUAAGAAAAAUGUUCAUGAAGACUAAAACAGGUGAUGAACAGAUGUUGUCUUCUGUGUUAAUGCGUGUUUGUGCUGUACAUCUAGAACUGUCCACACAAGAGGAGGAUGUACUCAGAGGACAGUAACCAUAAAGAGCACAUACUGAGUGUGGGGCCCAUAAGAAGAAGAGGUUCGUCUCUCUCUCUUUCUCUUUGAGGGUUCUGUUCUGUUUUACUAGUGAUAUGCAAACGUAAUUUGUACAUUUAAAGUCAAGUAAGAUUCAAGUGAGAUGUGACUGGUGGUUCCUUGGGUUGCUGCAAGGCAAUCACUAAAAAUAGUCAUUUAAUUUCAUAUAUCCCAAUGAAUUCGGAUUAGAAAAGUGUAAAAGCACAAUGAACACCUGGCAGGUUAUUCUUAGAGGGUCUACUUCAAGAAUUGUAGGAACAGGAGUGAAGCGAACCUUAUAAACCUCAACAUAUUUUAUACAUAAAACUAGUGAUGAAAUCAUCUUUUCUCGCAUAUUACACAAUAAGCAGUGUAAAGAUUUUCCCUGUAUAACUCUCACCUUUAAUGCUUCAUUAGAAUCUGACUGGUGCGAAGAAGACAACGGAGGCUGUGCGCAGAUCUGCACCAGUAAGACAUCUGGCCCCAUCUGCAGCUGUGUGACAGGGAUGCUGCAACCAGACGGGAGAAGUUGCCGGAGUAAGUUAGCGCGCACACACACACACACACACACACACACACACACACACACACACACACACACACACACACACACACACACACACACACACACACACACACACACACAUUCGCAAGUGCACAAGUAAGAGUUUUAAAGUUUUAACAUUUUCGUGCUUUUUAAAAUAUGAGGAUGACUUUCAAAUAUCAGCGAGCUGAAAAUGAGCUCCCACGUAGUGAGUAUAAGUGGCUCAGGGUACAGUUAGCAUAACAACAUGAUUAAGCGGCUGAUGUUGAGCUACGUUCAGAGCUAUCUAGGGUAACUUAAAGUUCUCAACAGCUAAAAAUCUCAAGUGAGCUAGAUUACACGAUCUGACUGCCACAUAAACUAACUUCAAAGUCAAACAGUCUUCAUCCAAGUCUCAUGUGACUGAAGGGAAAAAACAAUAAAACAUGAAUACAUGGGAUUAUAACUUUAAAGCUUGACCACUGGCUGCUUAUUUGACACAGAGUAGAGUGAUACUCUCAACUGUGAAUGCAAACUACCUGAGCUUCCACCAAAGCUGACAGUACUCAGGUCCAAGUUAUAAGAUAAACAUCCGUGUCUCACUCGAUUGAAGACGCCAAGUAAACUUUGCAUUAAAACACAACAAAAUCCCAAUAAACUGGGUCAUAAGUGGACUAAUAUUGUAUAUUAAAGACCCAAAAAAAGAAUCUGAGAAUGCAGAGUCUUGCAAGAAUAGGAGAUAAAAUUAGGCCACUAUAAACUUAAGCUAGCAUCAUCUUUUUAACAACAGGCUGCAAAAUAUUUAUGUUAGGAUUGACAAUUUCUAGAGUGUAUUUUUUAAUGCUUGUGACAGCUGUGAGGGGGUUGGUACCCUGGAGAAAUGGGCAUAAGCAAAUACUCACAGUGGGCAGGAAACUCUUGUCAAUCAACAUCAGGUUCACAAGGAUAAGAAGAGAAAAAAGCAACAUUGAAAGGGUGACCUCUUUUUUUAAUAGGGUGCACCAAAAUCAACCCAGACAGAAAGUCCCUUACAGCAGCUUUAAACUAGAAGUGUUUUUUCUUUCUUUAUUACACAGUUUGUUUGUCUUGUUUUGCUCUGUGGCAUAGUGUUUUAUACAGUAAGCCCUAGACUUUAUAGUCUCUCCACUUAAUAACACCCUGCUCUGAAAUAUGCCUCAGGAGCAGGCCGUAUAACUCCACCUGACAGUUGUUGGUUUUUAUUACAAAUAGCAUAUAAUUACAUGAUGCUGAAAAGGUGCAUCAAGGAAAUACAACCUGUGCCACAGCACUCUACCUUUUAAGUUGUCCUAAAACCACCUUAGUGUGGAUAUGUAAGUGGCACUGUUAUUCUCAUGGACCUCGGUCCAUUUUUAUUGUAAAUCUUUAAUUUUUUUUUUUUUUGCAAAUAUAAUAUUAUUUUUUAGCUCAGAGAGCACUCUUAACACAAAGACAAAGUCCUAGUGUGUGAGUAAAUGACCUCUUUCUGAGGUCAAAUGGAUAUACCUGCCCUUGCAUUUGCCUAGAAACUAAAAUAAAAUGUACAAACGGUGCAUUCUGGAUAAUUAAUGUUUUCUUGUUUUCUCAGCUGUGAGCUCGAGCUGUAAAUCCUCACCUGCGAUUUUCCUGCUGAGCAUCAGCGCUGUGAUCUGCAUACUCACGGCUCAUAUUUAUACUCUCAUCUCAUAA
Xyrichtys novacula (pearly razorfish) is the source of this 18131-nucleotide messenger RNA. The record is from the annotation of a GenBank genome assembly. Lineage: Eukaryota; Metazoa; Chordata; Actinopteri; Labriformes; Labridae.